AUGACCUUGGCUCAUUCAACCUCAAAUGACUUGAUUGUCGGAGGUAACAAUUCGUUGUUCAAGGUGGACUUGAACAGACCGACAACAUACCUGUCUUUCGCCCAUGACGGCGGCCUCUCGUUCAUCAAUUAUUCGUCCAAGUUAUUGACUUUAGGCCGCUCGUCAGGUGCGUUGGAGGUCUUUGAUCCAAACUCGAACAGCUCAGUAAAGAUCUUCCUGAGCAACAAUGGCUUGUUGUCUGACAUCGAUGUCAAGGGGAAUUAUGUCGCUACAUGCGGCUACUCGGCACGUUCCAAACGGUUCGGUAUGUCGGGGCCCCUAGAGUAUGUUGCUGACCCAUUGAUCAAUCUCUAUGACUUGCGCAUGAUGCGAGCACUUUCUCCACUUCCGUUUCCAGCGGGCGCUAGCUUCGUUCGGUUCCAUCCUAAGCUACCGAACGUUCUUGUGGCCGCAUCUACUUCGGGCCAGAUUCAAUUUCUCAAUAUGUUUGAUCAGCUACAUGUCAAUUUGUACCAAGCUGAUUUGACAAACUCAAUGGACAUGAAUUCGAUAUCAGCUCAAACAAGCUCAUAUCUUUCGAACCUAGAAGUCAGUGAAAGCGGAGAGUAUUUGUGCUUUAGUGAUGAUCACAAGACUAUGCAUAUCUGGUCAGUUAACUCUACUCCAAAUCACAGCUUCGUCAAUUACGGCACCGCUCUCGAUAGACCCACUGUCGUAGACGAACCAAUUUCCUCUUCUGAAAAGGUCACUUUAGAUGAUAAAAUGCCCCUCAAUGCUAUUGGCUUGCCCUUUUACAAAGAGUACCUUGCUUCUAAAUUUCCUGCCGACAUGAUAUUUACUAAGGAAUCGGCGAAGGUUCCUCGAAAGAAUUUCCCGGAGCAGGUGCCCCCGAAAACUAACGGACGAACUUUGCCUGCGCCCCAACCAUAUGACAAGAACAAGCUCGGGCCGAGAUACAUUGUCCCUGAAUAUGAAUCAUUGCAGGUCAAUCAACGCUUUAAAUCAGGAAGAAAGCCCGCAAAUCUUACGAAAAUACCGAAAUUUAUCAGUGAAAGGGAAAUGACAUCCUCUCCAGUGCCUUCUCUCAGGGGUGAAUCUGAUUACAGCCAUCGUGUCGAAGGCCCUUACCAGGAUUUGCAAGAACAUGAUAAUGAUAACGGAAAUGGAACGAUGGAUGAAGAUCUCGAUAAGCCUGAAGACUCCGUCUUCCAGUACAAAAGCUCAACAUCUUAUAAGCCUCCGCCCUGUUGUGAAAGACUCGAAAUAAGAUAUUCUAGAUUUGGUGUGGACGACUUUGAUUUUGACUACUACAACAAAACCAAUGGAGCCAUAGCAGGCCUCGAAAAUCAUUUGGAUAACUCUUAUGUCAACUCGCUUCUACAAGUGUACAGGUUUACACCAAUCUUUUACAACACAGUCACGAAUUCUUUGCUCCGUGAGUAUCUCCCGAAUGACGAAUCUACAAUAAUUUCAAAAGAAAAUACACAUGGAUCAUCUGUGUUGAACGAACUUGCGUAUCUUCUUGAUAUGAUGCACAAUGCAGGCUCCAGAAAUGUCAGUGUCUCUAACUUUUCCUCUGUUCUCAAUGAAAGCAGUAUUGCGAAGACCUACGAUCUCCUAAACACAGAUGACGGAAAAAGCUUGGACGCACACAAACUUCAGCAUCUUCUCAUCACAUUUAACAAAUUUCUUGUCGAGUCCGUGGUAAACGAUUAUUCGAAUCAAUUCGGGAUCAAUGUACAAGAUCUUACUGCCACUCAUUACAAACUCGAAUUCACCUCUCAAUCGAAAGAGCUUCUUAACACACAAGUUGGUAAUCAAGCUACACUCGACUUAGUGACCCCUCCUCGCUACAUACUUAACAAAUCAGGGAACCAAUCAAACUCCGGAAAUACUCGCUUUGCCAAUAUCAGUGGACUCAAGAAAAAUAACAAUUUGUUGACGUACUUGAAUUACUCCUUGAAUCAACAGCGAGUCAUUCAAGCAUCUCCAUCCAAUCCAUUUCCCGUUGAAGUCAAACAAAGCCUUUUGAGUGUUGGCCCUCUAUUGCUGAUUAAUCUUCCCUUCUCUGAUCAAGAAGUUGAUAUGAUCAAGGGGUAUAAAAAUUGGCUCGUACCUGAAUUUUAUACGGUCAAGACAGCAGAUAACGGUGUGACAUUCAAGCCAGUUGUAACUCACAUCAAUCAACAAGCUUUCAAGUAUGAAUUGCAAGGUUUUGUAUGUGAAGUCCUCGUCGGAUCUCCAACUUCCAGUGGUCAGCACAACCUCAUAUCAUUUGCAAAAGUCAAAUCACCAGCGCAUGGAAAUGACCAAUGGUUCUUGUUCAACGAUUUCCUAGUAAUGCCUUUGCCAGAAAAGGAGGUAUUCGAUUUGUCUCAUGCAUGGAAAAAACCUCUUGUUUUAGUGUAUGUCAAUGUUGAUGAUCCUCGCAACCAAGGAUUUUCAUACUUCGACAGACAUAUGUUUUCGAAAAUGCAGGGUCUCAACGACCUGAUUUUGUUCAAAGACCAUUUUGCAUGUGGAAUAAGAGAGGGAUUCAAGAAAGAAUAUGAGCUCUUGACACAGGAAGAGGCACCCAAAUUUGGUUCACUUGUAGCCAUCGACGCAGAGUUUGUCUGCAUGAAGGCUGCUAUCAUGGAAUUGAACUUUACAGGUGCCAAGACCGUUGUGAGACCAGCAUUGCUCUCACUUGCGAGGAUUUCGGCUUUGAGAGGAGAUCCAGGUCCCAAGAAUGGAGUGGCAUUCAUUGAUGACUACAUUGUUCAUACGAAGCCGAUCCAUGACUAUUUGACGACAUUUUCGGGUAUCGAAGAGGGCGAUUUGGAUCCCUCGAGAUCCAAGAAGACAUUGGUGACGUUGCAAACGGCGUACAGGCGACUUUGGCUUCUAUCGAAUAUGGGGUGCGUCUUCGUGGGACACGGCCUCAAGAGCGACUUCCGCUGCAUCAACUUGCAGGUUCCAAGAAGCCAAAUCCGCGAUACCGCCGAAUUCUACUAUCUUCCCGAGUACCGCCGGAAGUUGAGUUUGAAAUUCCUAGCUUUCUGUGUUCUAGGAAGGUCCGUCCAAACAAACAAUCACGACUCAAUUGAGGACGCACACACGGCGCUUCUUCUCUUUGAGAAGUAUCUCGAACUUCAGGCUGCAGGCGACUUUGAACAUACGUUGCAAAGGGUCUACAAUGAUGGCCAGCAGCUUCGGUUCCGUGUCCCAGAGAUUCCCUCCGCCACGACCAAUUGA
Australozyma saopauloensis is the source of this 3237-nucleotide messenger RNA. RefSeq names its product poly(A)-specific ribonuclease. The transcript has a single exon. Gene Ontology annotation, molecular function: poly(A)-specific ribonuclease activity; protein binding; nucleic acid binding. Gene Ontology annotation, cellular component: P-body; PAN complex. The coding region runs from base 1 to 3237 and encodes 1078 amino acids. Gene Ontology annotation, biological process: nuclear-transcribed mRNA poly(A) tail shortening. The record is from RefSeq and is a predicted model, not a curated record. NCBI's taxonomy places the organism in Eukaryota, Fungi, Ascomycota, Pichiomycetes, Serinales, Metschnikowiaceae.